CUAACGAAAGCUCCUGCAAAGCUGCACUGCUAAUACCCAGUUGACAAAUCAAUAGAAGCUUUUGCUUCAGUCUUAGUCAACGCAACAACAGGAUAACUGAAAGCAGCGUCUUAAAAGAAUACCAACUUAAACUUUAUUAUUAUUUACUACGUUUUAUUAAGUAUAUAUUUAUAUAAUAAUAAAUAUAUAAAGUGCUUGUUAACGAACUGUGCUAAGCAACUGCUGAAAACCCUCAAGCCGAACUCAGCAACUUUUUCACUAAGUGCAACGCCAUGCGUGGACUAGUCGAGGAGACAAAGAAGUCAAAGCUUGGCACCACCAACACCACUACCAACAACAACAACAACAACAACAACAAUAACAACAGCAGCAGCAGCAGCAUGGGUAGUCGUGGCAAGGCUGCGCUUACCAGCGCCAGCUCAUCGCGACCCUCGAAGGGUGGUGGGAUUAAAACGCCCACAACAACAACAGCAGCAGCCGCCGGUGUUGCAGGCAAAAAAUUGCCACAAGUCGGCGCAAAGUCCAAGGCAGCUGCAACAGCAACCACCAGCAGUAGCAGCACAGCGGGUAGCUCCAGCGCCAAGCCAGGCAUGGCAAAAGCAGUUAAAGCUUCGAAUCCAACCCCACAUGCGUCGCAUGCAGCAGCAGUGGCUGUUGCAGCCGCAGCCGCAACCGCACCUGCACCUGCAACACCCCAACAAGCGCCGAUGCAGCCGUACAACAACAACAGCAGCAGCAGCAGCAACAACAGCAACAGCAGCACCCUAAUUACCUUGCCAAAGGCAUCGCAUGCGAAUACUAGUGAGGAGCUGGCCGGAGGCGUCCAGGACACCAUAUAUCUUUGCAAUUUUCGCGUGUCUGUGGAUGGGGAAUGGCUGUGCCUCAAGGAGCUGCAGGACAUCGAUGUGGCCAACGGACAGAAGACAGUUGGUGGUGGCGCAGCUCUGCUAAAUACUGCAGCAUCAGCUGCUGGCGUUGGCGGUGGCGGUGGUAAUGGUGGUGUCACUGGAGUUGGUGGUGCGGGUCAUGUGCAACAUCGCACGCAAUCGCAGCAGCAGCAUCAUCAAUUCGGGCAGCGUAACAGCAAACGCUUUUCGGGCCUAUCGACGGGCAGCGCGGGAGGAUUCGAGGAUAACGGUAUUAUGGCAAUUGAAAAUCUAAUCGGUCGUCGUCUGUGCGACGUUGUCGGCUCAAAUGCACUUGCAACCGCACCGCAACAGCACCACAAAAAUGUGGGCCUCAUCGGUGGCACGUUAGCUGAGUGGUCGCAUCUCUCACGCGACACGGCCGAGAUUGAGCGCAGCAAUUUGGUCAACAUCUGCAAGCUGGUGGUGAAGGAGCUGCUGGAGCAAUCUUUGCGCUAUGGCCGCAUGCUCGACUCGGACCAUUUGCCGCUGCAGCAUUUCUUCAUUGUCAUCGAGCAUGUGCUGGGCCAUGGCCUGCGACCCAAGAAGGGUCUGUUGGGGCCGCGCAAAGAGCUGUGGGAUCUGCUGCAAAGCGUCGAAAACUAUUGCCCCGAGGCGCAAGAUAUUACGGCCAGUGUUCGGGACUUGCCCACGGUGCGCACACACAUAGGACGGGCAAGGGCCUGGCUGCGCAUUGCCCUGAUGCAAAAGAAGCUAUCCGAUUACCUGCAGGCGCUGAUCGAGCAUCGCGAGGACUCACUGUUCGAAUACUACGAGCCGCACGCUCUGAUGAUGAGCGACGAGAUUGUUGUCAUAAUGGGCAUCUUGGUGGGCCUGAACGUCAUCGAUUGCAAUCUAUGCGUCAAGGAGGAGGAUCUCGACUCGCAACAGGGCGUCAUUGACUUUUCGCUAUAUCUACGCUCCAGCUCUCGCAAUGCUGAGGUUAAUGAGGAUUCGAAUGCGCCAGUCGCUCAACUAGAUGACGCCGGACAGGGCAAUAUGAUUGCCGUGCUGGACCAGAAGAACUAUAUCGAGGAGCUCAAUCGGCAUUUGAACGCCACUGUGGGCAACCUGCAGGCCAAGGUCGAGUCCCUGACCACCACCAAUGCCCUGAUGAAGGAGGAUCUGGCCAUAGCGCGCAACAGUUUGCUCGCCCUGCAGGCCGAGAAUCAAGCCAUGCGUCAGUCGGCCAGCCAGCAGGCAGCUCUAAAUCAGUCGGACAACAGCUCCACAGGCAGCGGCAGCGAUAAGGACAAGGACAAAGAAAAGGACAAAGUAGAUGGCCUCAGCACGCAGCUGGCGGAGGAGCGCAAGCGCUGUACCGAGCUGGAAAAAGAGCUCAAUCUGCAGAUCUCGCUCAAGGCGGAGUCCGAUAUGGCCAUGAAGUUGCUGGAGAAGGACAUUCACGAGAAGCAGGACACGAUUGUCUCGCUGCGUCGUCAGCUGGACGACAUUAAGCAAAUCAAUCUGGAGAUGUAUCGCAAGCUGCAGGAAUGUGAAGAUGAACUCACACAGAAGGGCGAGAUGGUCUCUCGUUUGCAAACGAAAGCCUCACAAAUUGGUAACAUUUUACAAUCGCUAGAAAAGAAAUACGAGUCCAAGCUCGUCGACCAGCAGCAGGUGAGCGCCAGCUGUGGCGGCGAUCGAUCGCCCAACACGCGUCGCCAGCAGAAUCUCCAGAAGUUCGAGGCACUCACCAAGAAGCACAAACAGGACACCGGGCCGCCCCUGAAGCGACUGCACCUCAAGAUGGACGGCAUACCGCCCUUCAAUCCCAACAAUUAUCGCAAGUCGCCGGCGGGUUCAGCCUCGCUGCAAUCGCAAGCGGAUCAGGCAACAGCCAAGACGCCAACCUCUGCCAAAUCCCUGAACGAUGAGCUAGCCGAGGCGGCGGCUGCAGUCACUCAACAUUUCAAGGGCGGGGGCGAUGGCUCACGCAGCGACUACGCCUUGUCCCGGGAACAGGAGGCAACAGGACAGGGAGACGACUAGACAAGCGACAAACUACAGUUUAUUUAAUUGUUAAGAAGGCAUUUACUUAAUAUACUCGUACUACAGUGAUCGCUCACUAAACCAAACAGUGCAAUUCGAUUCAGUUCGAGACAGGAUUUUAUUUUUUAAGAUUUUAACUGAGGAUGGCUCUUAUAUAUGAUUUAAGGAUUGAUAAUCCUCUCUGACUCUAAGCUGCAAUAUUAUGAAAAUAAGUUGUGAUGUAUAAUAUGUAAUUCAUAUACUCUGACUGAUUGAUUGACUAAUGAUCUCCGCUAUUUAUGUAUUUCUACAUUAUUUCUAUAUUUUAUUUAUUUAUUUUUAUGAUUAGUUUGACAGAUUGAUUGAGUGACUGACUAACGAUCAACACUUUUCUAUAUAUAUUUCUCUAUAUAUAAAAUCUUCAUUAGAUUAUAUAAAUGCUUUCAUUGAUAGACUGACAAUCCAAGUUUUAUAUAAGCUGGAAGAGUCAAAAGUCAUUUCAGCAAUUUACUUAAAGAUCUCUCAACUUAUAAUUCAAUUGCAAUUUAAUUACACAACUUUUUGUUUAGAUUUAGUCUCAUUGAUUGAUUGACUGAUUGUUAUCCUACGCUAAGACUCUUCUCUUAUGUCUGCUUUAGUAUGCUUUUAGUAUGUUCCAAUUAACGAGCGAUCACUGUAUUCAAUCUAUUGUAUGCUAGGACAACUAGAAACCAUUCAAGUACCAAAUGUUGAGCUCUACAAGUCCCAAAAAAUAUAUAAAUAUACAAAUAAGUAGAGCUGUUAACCUAACUGUAACUCAAAGUGCAACGGCUUAAUAUGUUUAUAUUUUAGAACGAAUAAAAAUGUAUGUUGCCUUUAGUACUAGUACUAUAUAUAUAAAUAUAUAUAGUAACAAAGUCAUAUGUUAUAGAUAUAUAUAAACCUAUAAUAUAUAGUGCUAACAAGUUGUUGAAGAUUCUGCAAAUUAUAAGCUAUUAGCUGAAUGCCCCAAGCCCCCUCUUAAGUAUUCCAAGUAUUCCCAAUUGCAUCGUGAUGUAUAGAGCUGAUUUAUUACAUAUAUUAUAUCAAAUAUAUUCAAACGAUAUGCAUAUAAAUACUCUCUAAAUGCUUUAAAUUUAAUUUAAAUAUACUGAAAAUCAAGUCAAUCUAGUCAAAUAACUAUGUAAUUAUAUAAAUAUGUAUGUAUGUAUCUAUACAUGUUAAUGGGACUAUAUAUACACACAUACAAAUCCACACAAACACACACGCUAAUACAUAUAUAUAUAUAUAUAUACAAAGAAAAUAAAACUUAUCCUAACUGGAGCCUUUCAUUUCGUACUAACCCAAAUAUAAUCGCAUUAUAUGACGAACGUCUUGGAAGAACUGGUACAAAAGAUUCUCGCCUUUUUUGUCUUUAUCAACAGGAUUGCAAUGCCUCGCUGACCCACAAAACGGAGCUAAUGAGCAAAC
Molecule: messenger RNA, 4325 nt
Organism: Drosophila mojavensis
Lineage: Eukaryota; Metazoa; Arthropoda; Insecta; Diptera; Drosophilidae
Product: protein RUFY3
Exons: 6
Coding region: 273-2897 (874 amino acids)
Cellular component (GO): cytoplasm
Molecular function (GO): metal ion binding
Source: RefSeq, a predicted model, not a curated record